CCCGUAUUUGCAGUAGCUCCUCCCCGAACACUCGCAUCCAUUGCUGGCAUCAUGAGUCAAGAGGAGGAUGUGGUCAUCGUAUGUGCUGCCAGAACCCCGAUCGGUUCCUUCAAUGGCAGUUUAUCUGGCCUGGCUGCACAUCAACUAGCUUCGGUGGUGAUAAAAGAAGUCCUGAAGAGAGGAAACAUCAAACCAGAGGAUGUGUCUGAAGUAAUUUUAGGUCAGGUUUUGACCGCAGGCCAAGGACAGAAUCCUGCUCGUCAGGCUAGCGUCAGUUCGGGAAUCCCAUAUCUGGUGCCUGCAUGGAGUUGUCAGAUGAUUUGUGGCUCUGGCCUGAAAGCAGUGUGUCUUGCAACACAAGCCAUCAUGACGGGCAGCUCCAAUAUUGUGAUAGCAGGAGGCAUGGAGAGCAUGAGCAAGACUCCGCAUGUGGCACUUUUGAGAACUGGAGUCAAAAUGGGUGAUGUAUCGCUUCAAGAUAGCAUGCUUUGUGAUGGUCUGAUGGAUGCAUUUCACGGUUACCACAUGGGAAUUACAGCUGAGAAUGUGGCCAAAAAAUGGAAUAUUAGUCGAGAAGAACAGGACAAGUUCGCUGUACAAUCCCAGAGAAGGACUGAGAGGGCACAAAAAGCAGGAUUUUUUGACAAGGAAAUCGUACCCGUCUCUGUCCCAUCAAGAAAAGGCUCUUUUGAAGUAUCAGCUGAUGAAUUUCCCCGUCACGGUAGUAGUUUUGAAGUGAUGUCAAAACUGAAGCCAUGUUUUUUAAACGAUGGGACUGGCAGUAUCACAGCUGCUAAUGCAUCAGGUAUAAGUGAUGGAGCAGCGGCUGUAAUUCUGAUGAAGAAAUCAGAAGCUCUUAAAAGAAAUUUGAUGCCUUUGGCACGUGUUGUAUCCUGGGCACAAGCUGGAUUGGAUCCUGCUAUUAUGGGAAUUGGCCCUAUACCAGCAAUAAGAAAAGCAGUGGAUAAAGCUGGCUGGACAUUGGAUGAAGUUGAUCUGUUUGAAAUUAAUGAAGCUUUCGCUGCACAGUCAAUUGCUGUUGUCAAGGAGCUUGGUUUAAACCCAGAAAAGGUAAACAUCCAAGGUGGUGCUAUUGCUUUAGGUCACCCGUUGGGAAUGUCUGGGUGCCGUAUCCUGGUCACACUUCUCUACACUUUGGAGAGAACAGGAGGAAAGCGUGGGAUCGCUGCUUUGUGUAUUGGUGGAGGAAUGGGAAUAGCAAUAUGUGUUGAAAGGCAAUGAAUCAGAUCUGUGCUUUGAUGGCAGGAAAUCUUGCACACAUACCACUGCACAUAAGUGAGCAUGUAAUUUACACAGCUGCCUAGCCAUAAUAGAAAGAGUGAUUGCAAAUUGUUGUUAAUGAUUUGAUUAUACUCCUUCAAUAUAUUUGCCCAAAAUUUGCUGUAAAUUAUUGAGUCUACAGUGCAUGCAAUUAUUAAUGUGUAAUUAAAAAGCACUAUGUAAUGAGAAAAAAGAAAUGCUGUGAGUUGUAAAUAGUGACAAAUAGCAUAAUCUUAUUACCAAUGUUCACCAACAUCUCCACUAGUAUCUCAAAAUUUGCACUGGAAAAACAAAUUCUACUCAACACAGAACAUUAUGUUGUUUUUGGUAAGGACCCUUUUAGUAGGGCAAUGUGUGUUUUUGUGACUUUCCACUUUGAAAUUGGUUAACAAUAAGUGGUAAUUAUCCUAUACGUGCUGCAUAGAGCAUGUACCUUGGAUGCAAGUUAAAAUGGAGAAAUUAUUGAAACCAAUAACAACAAAUAAUUAGGGGCUGGAACGAAAUGAGUGAACCAAAAGAAAUCUGAGAAGACAAAUUGUAAAAUGCAUUGUUGGGCGUGAUUGUCACUGAAUCAGAAUACGCAGCCAAGUAAACAAUAUUUCUGAUCAGCAAAUUUAAUUUGUUAUGAAUUACUAUAGAUUAGAUCACUUCCACAUGCAGGUAGCAGUUGUCUUUGUUUCUGAAUUCCAUCAAUUAAAAAAAUGACUGAACUGUGGGCAUCUGACUGUAUAUUUCUUUUGUUUGUGCAUUGUAAUCCAUAUGCAAAGGAGUCAGUUGCAAUUUGUUGUUAUUUUAAUAAACACUGUUUAAAUAUUUCGCGGUCAAAACUGCAACUUCAAGCUAUGCUAAUAACUUGUUUUUAUGUAUCAUCUCUAAAAUAGUAAAGUAUCCCAAAGCAAAAUUUGAUAUUGAGCCAUUUAUGGAUGUUUAAUGACAGAGGUUCAAAACUUAGAGACACGUUUUAAAGAGCAUCUGAAAAGAGAUGGGACUGGGUGAAUUGCUGUUGCAGAGAGCCAGCCAUAGACACAACAGGCUGAAGUUGUCCUCCUGUGGUAUAAUCAUUCUGUGCUUCUAUUUGAAGGAGAAAUUUGGGGAAAGAAUUUCAGUCUGAGUUCAAGUUUAAACAGGUUGUGAGGUCAACCAGGAGACCAUUUAGUAUUGAAUCAGAGAUAGUAGGAACUGCAGAUGCUGGAGAAUCCGAGACAACAAGGUGCAGGGCUGGAUGAACACAGCAGGCCAAGCAGCAUCCUAGGAGCAGAGAGGCUGUCCGGAGGGAGGAGGGUAACUUCUUCAGGUUAGGCAUCCUUAGAAGAGGCUUCGCAGUGGGGUUAAAAUUGAAUCAGAGAUAGUAGGAACUGCAGAUGCUGGGGAAUCCGAGACAACAAGGUGCAGGGCUGGAUGAACAUGACCAUUUAGUAUUGUUGAGUGUAGAAGUAACAGAUGCAUGCAGCUGAGUUGAGGUUAACAUUCAAAUUUUUAUAUUUCACUGGUGUGGAAACUAAACUGUUAGUUCCAUUGGUCAUCAAAGGCCUGAAUGUUCAAUUGGUAUUACCAUUGUCAACUCUCAAUACUAGUAAUUUGCAGCACAAAGUUAAUUGGAGUUCCAUGUAGAAGAAAAUGUCAAACUAAAUGGUGAGCAGAUUCUGGGCCAAAGCUAACAAAAUGUUGAAGUGUUUUUUGUCCAUUUUAUUUUACGUCCUGUGUGAAUGUUGUCUAUGUUUGUAUGUAUGUAAACAUAUUUAAAACAUAGACUUUUUGAAAUUGACACUAUAAAUUCCAGUUAUAUCCCCAUUGUUGAAGGUUCUGAAGUUCUAUUUACCAUGCAUGAAUAACUCAAUAUACUGUAGUAAGAGGAAUUAUUGGCUCAGGUUGUAAUAGAAUCAGGGAAUAAUUACAGUAUAGCAGGAGGCCAUUUGAUUUGUCAUGUCCGUGCCAGCUGUUUGGAAGUACAAUUCACUUCGCCUUAAUCCCUUGCCGUUCCAAACCCUAAUCCUAUGUCGUAAAUCUUUGCUCUUGCCCCAUCACCUUGCAAGUAUUUCCCUUCAGGUGAUUAUCCAACUCUAUUUAGAAAGCUUAAUCGAAUCUGCCUCCACCAUACCCUCAGAACACAAGGACACAAGAUAGGAGCAGGAGUGAACCAUGAGACCUGUCAAGACUGAUCUGUCAUUAAAUACAUGGCUGAUUUGAAGCAUCACCUCCACUUUAGCAAAGCAAACCAAACCAAAUCAGCCUUACUAUGACUGGAUUCGCAACAUGUGAAGUGAAAACAUUCAAUGACCCUCAAUAUUGCUCAAUUGUUCUGAACCAGACUUUACAAGUAACAGUACUUGGACAGCAAGUUUAUAAAUUAAACAAAAAUUAACAUUUUGUUGUUAAUAACAUAACUAUAGUUGAACACAGAUGAAUAACCAUGCAAUGUAAUUAAUAACUAAUCUAAGCCCAAUCAUCUUUAAUCAUAAAACAUCCACUCUCACGACAGAUAGGCGCAGUUAAGGAACAAUUUUUUUAAAAAUCAUAAUUCACAAUGUCAGGAGCCAUUUCAAUAAUGAAACAAGCCUUUAUGAAAUUACUAGACCAUGAGUUGUAUCACUGGCACGAGGAACUGACUACAUUUUUGCUUGAAUUCCAACAUUACCACACAAUCUUCUCUGACCUCUGGAUACAUUCACUUAUUUCUUACACACUGGGAUCCUUUGCUCAGAGCUAUCAACAAAUUGAUAACUGGAGGAUAAUUAGAGAGAGAAAAGAACAGAAAAACAGCCCUUGUCCAGAAGCUUUGAAAACAGAUCUGUUUCCUACUAAAACGCAGUCAGCAGCAGUUCACUCUUUGUUUUCUCUUUUUCAACAUUACCUGUAGUUGGCUGGCCAGCACCAGUUAUCCCUUGAUUGAACAAUAUAUAUGUGAAUUCUCACAUUUGUACAAAUUCCAUUGUUUUGCUGUACAUCUGUUUGUUUCUGUGUCUGUAGUCCUGAAUGCAACUGUACCAACAUGAUGCUUCAUGUCCACACAGACUGUCAUGCAUUGAUACCUAUUGUUGAGAACCUGCUGCAGCAUGUGAAUGUUAGAUGAGCAAGGCAUUUACAGUUUAAUAGAUCCUACUGACAUCA
Rhincodon typus (whale shark) is the source of this 4389-nucleotide messenger RNA. RefSeq names its product acetyl-CoA acetyltransferase 2 (gene acat2). Gene Ontology annotation, biological process: fatty acid beta-oxidation. The transcript is spliced from 9 exons. Bases 52 to 1242 code for a protein of 396 amino acids. NCBI's taxonomy places the organism in Eukaryota, Metazoa, Chordata, Chondrichthyes, Orectolobiformes, Rhincodontidae. The record is from RefSeq and is a predicted model, not a curated record. Gene Ontology annotation, molecular function: acetyl-CoA C-acetyltransferase activity.